UUCCCUUUGAGUGUAUUAUAAUUUUGUGAUAAAAAUUUCAAGGAAAAAACACACACAACCUCCUUCCUCCCUUCCUUCAGGGAGGGAAGAGAGUUUGAGCGGAGAGAAAAAUCUAUCCGAGGCAGAACAGGGACAGUGAGAAAAAUAUAUGAGUGGGAGAGGGAGAAGGAGGAGGAGGAGAAGGAGGGGGGAGCAAAUUAAAAGUUGCCAAAUGGAGAUAUUGGGUUUCAAGAGGAGUGAGACAGGAGUAAAGGGUUUGCCUCUUUGAGUCGUCUUUAUGUUUUGCUAAUCGGGAUUAAUAUGUAUGUCUCGACACGGUUUAGCCCCGUAGCAUUUUCGACGAUUUCUAGCCGACGUUUCCAAAACAGGCGUCGUCAACACCGCGGCUAGCUAACCAGAACAGGCCGAUGUUUAUCGUUAAAAUGCUGCGGAGCCGUCCAGUACGGAAAGCUACCCGACCAGCAGACGGGCUGCUACAGAAUCCACCGAUUGAAACGCGUCGGUUCGGCAUAUCGAGACAAAUGUGACGUUUUUCAUGCUGGCAGAUGAGCCACAUGGAGGACAAAUGAAAGCCUCCCCAACAGAGAAAGAAAGAUCACGUCAGCGACGACCAGCCACAGGCUGGACGACGGGCGUUUUGUGCUGCUUGAAUGCGAUUAUCAUUCUGUCGAUUCAGUCUAUUUUUGGAAAUAAAACUUGCAGGCUGUACGUUAUCUGGCUUGCUAAAGCCACGGCGACACCAUGCAGCACCAGUAGCAGGACGACAGCAGGGACUAGCUUGGUUUGCGUCGAAGCAUGCAUGUCAGGACGGUUUUUUGAGGCUGAAUUUGUGCGCUAAAUUAUACUAAAUGUCCGGCCUUUUCGGAUAAGGGGGCUUUAUUUCGACGACUGUGAUCAAAAUUGGCCUUAUUUCUACAAUCUAGUGCUUUUCAGCCGCUAAAAUAGUCGUUUUGCCAGCAUAGGCACUUAGGUGUUAUUUUUUUUCCGUCUAACGUUAGACUUUCACUCAAAACCAAAUGCUUAACUGUGGACGUUAGCUUACAUUUUGGAGUCAAAGCUUGAGUUUUUGUUGGUUUGUUUGUUUUGGACUGCUGACAGGAAGGAGUGCAGUUACAUUUUGUAUACAUAUUUUACAUAUACAAACAGUCCACACUUGGAGAUUUUUGUGAAAUAAACGUAUUGUGUUAAUUGUUUUUGUUUUCGUUUUUUCGUCUGUUUGAAAAACUCGACAUGGCUUCCUCGCAUUUGCGUGACAUUAUGUCAUUUUUGAAGGACAAAAGAGCCUCAGUGGUUGUAGUAGCCUGUCCUCUUAUAACGACAAAAUGUCUGCUCGGUAUGGCUAUAAGAAGAAUAGCUAACUCGAUUUUCUGUGACAUAGUUUGCUUUUGGUAGGAUUCUUGGUGUUUAUAAAUCACAGCGGAGUCACUUCAAAUACCCCAUUUUAGUGCAGCUACUCCGUCCUCCUUUGUUCUCCCUGAACCAAAGAUGGAGGCUGAACGUGGCUCAGUUGUAAAGACAGCCUGUGUCAUGCUGAGCACUUUGUUAGGUGCAUACUUUUACUGGCUGACACAACAUAAAGCCAGCACCUCCUUCAAUGUAGAAACUCGAACAACCAUUCAAGGUACAAAUGGAGAAGGGUGGAGUUAUUUACACUCAAAUGCCCCUUUACACUCUGUGCAAACUGGAAAGACAACCAAUGUGGCAUAACAGAGGGGGUGGGAGUUGGUGUGUCAGUGACAAAUAUCUGUAGGUGAGGAUGAAGGCCAUCCUGUUGCUGAAUUACACACAGACCUAUCAUUGCACUGAGUAACAUACUGAGGAACAAAUUUUCCCCCUCUUCCUCUCUCCUCUCCACCCUGUAUUUGACACACCCAUCUCUCUUUCUGUCUCAUCGUCCUCACUCUCCAGCACUCCCACGCCAUGUAAUUUACAGUUUUGUAAUCUGACUAAAUGCAGUUUCUCACCCUGCAGCCCAGGAAACAAAGGGUGAUAAAUGACUGAAUCCAUGGUUCCUGCUGGAAAUCUGUGUCAUGGAUGAUGAGGACGAUCGCCAUCUUCUUGAUAUUUUAGGAGAUGUGGAUGCAUUGAAUGAUUAUCUCCAUGGCAGCAACAGCAAGUCUAUUGAGGAGGAUGAUGUAACAAAUGCAGCUUAUGGGUCAGAUGGAUCCUUCUUUGCUAAUGACACGACUGGCUCCAACUCUGGCCUCAAGGGUGGCUCUUCUUCCGUGGGUGAAUUCGGCGAGGAUUCAGCAGGGGCAGGCCUCCAGCUCUCCAGCAGCCUUUCAUUUAUCGAGGAUGAACUGGGGCCAGAAACGUCCCCUGGAGGGGUGGACCUCGGGGGAGAGGACCAGCCCUUUGAUAUCCUACAGAAGUCUCUCAUGGAGGCUGAUAUCACAGAGCAGACUUUGGCCCAGGAGGCCUUACUGGACUCUCAGCCUGCUCCAACUAUAGUGCAAGCUCCAUUCCCCUCCCAGCUGGUCUCUGGGGGUUAUGGAGGGGGAGUGGGUGUGGUAACCACGGCGACAGCUGCGUUCCCUACAGGCCAGUUCCUGCAAGGGGUUUCCCAGCUGCCCAACGGCUCUUCCCAGCACAUCCAGGUGUUGGGCUCGUUUGGAGCAGGUGGUGGUGUGAUGACUCUGAGCAGCUUGGAGAGAUCUCCUCAGAUUGUACUGAGGCCUGGGGCGCCUGUAUCUGCAGCAGGGACCCCAACAGGGGGGCAGGUGUUUGCCCCUACUCAAGGACAGGUAGGCCAAGUUGGUUUACCGUUCAAAAACAUCCCCCUUCAGAAUAUCAUCAUCCAGAGAGGCCCAGGAGGGGCUCAGGCUCUUGUCAGACCUAUCCAGCCUAAACCGCUUCAGGGUGGGGCUCAGACUGUCUACAGCCUCGGUCUCCAGCCCACUCCCGCCACCUUGGCUAAUGUAGUUAAUGCUAACACUGCUGCUCCUGGGGCACAAUACACUGCCAAUGGCUCCAUAGUAGUACAGCCACCUCUGGAGCAGCAACAAGCACAGGCCCAGACAAAUAUACCACCUGGACAGUUCUUACUGCCCAGUUCUUUGGCGCUCACGCCGGCCAGCACCAUCCACAAUGGUCCCGCUGACCCCAACUCAAAUGCCCUAAUUACCAGCCAGAAUGCAGUGCAGAUUGUUGCAGGGAAGAACUUCACUGCACCACCAGGAGGCCAGCUAAUUUUAAAUCAGGGAGUAGUCGCCGGGAGUCAGGUUGGAGGGCCUGUAAGCCAAACAUGGACUGGAGUUUCUUGUGCGAGCUCCACCGCUGUGCAGACAUCGUGCGCUCCUGGGCGGCUCACCCUGGUUGGCCCAGCAAUGGCGGGGAUCAGUGGUCAAGGCCAAGUAACGGCUAGCCCUGUUCAGCGCCUUCUCGUGACUCAGACUCAGAAUUGCACUUCUCUGUCCCCUUUACCUGGUACUGUGACACAGGAGCAACAAGACUACAGACAGAACUCUUCAUCACCUGCCCUCAAACAGGACAGACAGGCACAACUCAGCAGCAUCCACGCCAUGACACAAGACUCAACGCUAAACUCUCAGGUCAGUGCUCAGAAGAGACCUGCCCUUCCAACACUUACAAGAGGAGGAAUGGUUUUACAACAGUUGAGGAAGGAUCAUGCUGCAGUUCAGACCCCAGAUCGGCGUCGAUUCGCUUCGAUUGAUGAUGCAUUGCAAAGACUCCUCCCUUACCACGUGUUCCAGGGGGCUCCACCCAGCCACGAUGAGUUCUCACAAGUGGAUGAGGAAUUUGAGGCAGUCGCAGCUCAGGUGCUGAAGAGAACCCAUGCCAUGGUAAACAAAUACAGACGGCUGCUGAUGGUGGAAGCUGAGCGUUUCAGUCCAUCGUCAGAAAUGGUGAUGAUUGACAGGACCUUCAACCAAGAGGAGCGCAGCAAUCUGACGCAAGACAAACGUAUGGUACUAGUGGAUCCAGACAGCUUCUUGGAAGACUUCUGUUGUGGGUUGAAAUCCAAACUUUUACAAGAUCCCCUACCCUCUCAGUCGUUGUCCGUCUGUAGUUGGAAUCAGUCGGACAGAGGCUCUGCGGAGCCACCAUACAGGACAGACUCCCAGCCCGGGUGUGGAGACCCGGGAGGGGGUGGGGCUGUAGGUACAGGUGGAGCAGAUAAACUCCACCCUCCACACUUAGAAAACAAAAGCAUCCAGGAAAUGAAAAGAUCCCAGCAACACUAUGGGCCCAGCAGCACCAGCAACAACAGCCUGACGGCGGCAAACAGUUAUCCCCAAGGUAACCGCUCACCUUUUGCAGCAAUGUCAGGAGGACAGACGCACUACCAGGUGUCUCACCACCUGUCCUCCCACUCGAUCCAGCCCCAGUACCCCCCUCAGCUCACAACACCCCCUCACCCUGACACGGACUCUGCUCUAGAGGCUGCAGUCAACAGCAUCUUGGAAUGUUAAGAUUGAUGCCCCAGGUCAUCCAUAAUGUAUGGUUUUGACUUAUUUUGUGUGUGUGUGUGUGUAUGUGUGUGUGCGUGCGUGUGCGCAUGUUUACUUGUCUAAAUCUCCUGUCGUAAGAUUUGUUGUAUUCCCCCACAUUCCUGUGUGAAGAGACGUUAGCUCUUCUCCCAGUUGCAUUAUCUUUGUGAAACCAUCUCCAGCCAUGUAGCAUGGAUUUUGUUUGUUGAUUUUGUUGUAUCAUUUUUUUUUGGAGGGGCGGGGGGGAUCAGGCAUGAUUGAGGAGCCAGAGUCUCCGUCAGGGCUGAGUGAGGCACUUAAAAUUACCUAUGAAGAUCCGGGCAUGUGUGCAAUGCAGUGGACUAACAGAUGGAAAUUGUUUUGUGUAUUUGAACAUUAUUUUAAAGGGGCAAGGUGUGCGAUUUCAGUAGAUUGAGCGUCCCUCCCUUCACACACACACACACAGUCGAUAUUUUGUGCCAGUUGAUUACCCCCCGGCGCACACACACCUAUGCUGAAAAACAGGGAUGAGGAGGAGGGACAAAAUGAUGACUCUGUGCCUAAUUUUAGGUUUUUAUUUUAUUUUGAAGUGUUUACAUGAAGAAGCUCUAUUCAAAAAUAUCCAUUCACUGUUCUUGCAUUACGAACACGCACAGCGCGCGGACACACACAUGCGUGCGCGCUUUAGUGCAAUGCUUUAGGCAGGUUCAUGGUUCAGGGCUGCAGAUUUCCUUUAAGGUAAGCUCAGCAGAGACACAUUCACAGACCAAUUGCACUAAAUGCACUGUUGCUUAUUUCAGGAACUAUUUGGAUUUGCGGCUCUUGGCGAAAUACAUUACAUGCUAGGCUAAACAGAAGGUGACCUGCCUUAGUCAGUCCUUAACCACACUAGAAGCCAGUCAAACCAGUCACAUACAGUAGACAUAGUUAGCGUUCCUGUACUCAGCAGUGCUUUUCUUUUUUUUUUUUUUUUUAAGUUUGUGCUUAAGUCACAUUUUCUUUGGCAUUUUUUUUUUGUCUUGUACCUUAAAGGUAUGCAAGCCCCGACGCAGACACAGGACAAAUCUCCAUCUCAACAACCACUUUUAUCAUUUCACAUUGUGUUUGUGUCACGGGAGCUCAGUCCUCAGAUUGAGGAAGAUAUGUUACAUUAUGUUUAUCUUUUUUUAAAUUUAGAUUUUUAUUUCCUCAUUUUUAGAGAUGACUUUAAACAAAAAAAAAAAAAAAAAGAGAUGGCUGUUUUUGUUUGUUGUGAUGUGUUCCCCCGGCUGUGUGAACAUGACGGUGUCGUCAUUAGUUUAAACAACCCCGGAGGGCCAUUGAUUGUACCUGUUUUGUCUGCCUUCUGCAUACAGUGUAAUGAUACAGUGAUCAUAUCUGUCUAUGCUUUACUAUCUCGACAUGUCUAUCAGUGUGUGCGUGUGUGUGUUACACUGGCCAUUGUGUUCAUGUGGUUUGGCUGUUUGAUCGCCACACUCUCGACUCUGUUCCCGAGUGUUCGUUCAGCCCUCCGGGAUGUUUUUCUCACUUUCGAGUGUUUUUGUUUCAAGCGUUUCUCACAUUUCUUCUCGUUUCCCUCUCAGCAGCGCAACCAAAAUUCAUUAUAGGAGAGAGUGUGGUCUCGUCCAGAAUCACUGUUGGAUCUUGUUGUCUUUGUGCUGGUGAAAGGCGCUCGGUGGCUGUUCAAAAGAAGCUGUUGGGUUUCCUGUGAAUCUCUGCCCCUAAGUGGCUCCCACUGUGUUUUUGUUUUGUUGAGUUUUCAUUUUAGAGCUAAAACUUAGCUUACUGUGAUAUUUAAUUAUAAUGAAGCUUUAAUCCUAAAUAUUGGAUUUCUGUUUUUUGCCAGUAUAUCUACAGAAAUCUGUAGCACGAAAGAGCAGUUUCUGCCAAGCCCAACACAGGACCAAAGCUUAGGUUUAAUGUGUUAAAUGCUCUUCGAGUUGAUUCUGAAUGGUGUCACCUUUCUCCUAUAAAAAUGUCUGUGAAAUAUGCUUGUCAGUAGCUGCAGGAGCAGACUGAAGGCCUUUUAUAUGGGGUGAUAUUUUGUGUUUGAGUGCCAGCAGCCAUCGCAGCCUGCCUGUAUUUCUGCCUAUAGACCUCUGAUAUCUACCAGUGCACACUGAGAAAACUCGGCUCUCUGCUUGCAUAGCAAAUCUCCAGUGACAUGCAAGGGUCACUUGAGAUUUUUUUUUUUUUUUUUUGCUCCUUCAAGUGGUUGCUGCAAGACUUUGUGCCUCUAUAGCACUUACAUCCACAAGAGAGUUAGUUUCAGACUUGCACAAAGUAGAGACAUGUUCAGUGUGGGUGAAACGUUGUGUUAUCUUGAUGCAUAUCAGCGUCUGAGGGCCUGGUAGAACAUACUGUGCUUUUUCUCCCCCGUUUUCAGUGCAGAGAUUUUCUGCUUCCAUUUUCACUGUUAUUUUGUCUCACUUGAUUUGUAUAGUUUGUUGUUUUGUAUAAAAAUGAAAAGUGAAACACAAAAUAUUUAUAAUUUUUGUAUGGAGACAAAAAAGAAGAAUGUAAAACAAAAACGUGAGAAAAUGGAAAUUAUUUUUUAUUGUGUUGGCUGAGAAGCAGCAUCAGGAAAAGAAAAUGUUCUAAAAAUACUGUCGUUUCUUCAUUUGUAGCUAAUGUGUGUUCACUACAGCAACAAAGAGAGUCAACAAUAAAUUCAUUUUGAAUACAAUAA
Molecule: messenger RNA, 7119 nt
Organism: Scatophagus argus
Lineage: Eukaryota; Metazoa; Chordata; Actinopteri; Scatophagidae
Gene: bicral
Product: BICRA like chromatin remodeling complex associated protein
Exons: 13
Coding region: 2031-4433 (800 amino acids)
Biological process (GO): positive regulation of DNA-templated transcription
Cellular component (GO): SWI/SNF complex
Source: RefSeq, a predicted model, not a curated record